Molecule: messenger RNA, 4237 nt
Organism: Paramuricea clavata
Lineage: Eukaryota; Metazoa; Cnidaria; Anthozoa; Malacalcyonacea; Plexauridae
Source: the annotation of a GenBank genome assembly
AUUUCUAGGGAUAAAUAGGAUAUUGUAUUAAAUUAAAAUUAAAAAUGGCGGCUUCUUCAAGCGAAAUAAAUCUAGAUGGUCGGCUUGAAAACUUUAUGCAAGAGGUAAGAAUUUGAUUUUUGUAAAACGUAGUAAAAGAAACAUUUAUCUAAUUGGUUAUUAUGUAUAUAAAGCGGAAAAUGUAGCACUUCGGAUAUUAUUUUUAUUUAAAAAUUGCAUAUAGAAAUACAUGGUUGUAUUACUGUAUAUUUAUUAUAUAUUUAUGUAAUUUAAUAUAGUGUUAUAGUCUGUUUAUCGAUAAAAUAUUUCAGGUGAAGACAAUUGAACAGCGAGACUCAGUUUUGACAAGCAAGCAGCAAAUAGACAGACUGUUGAAGCCUGGCUCAACAUACCUUAACUUAAACCCAUUCGAGGUAAAUUGGUAAAAUAGUUUAGUUUAUAAAGUCACAUAUAAAUUAGAACUGUCACAUAGCAUUAAAUGGGGUUUGGCUCUAAAUAAUUUGAAUAUAAUUCUUGUUUAGGUUCUUAUGCUUCCACCAGAAUCUACUCCUGAACAAAUCAAAAAGCAAUAUAGAAGGGUAUUGUUUGUUCUGAUUUUUUGUCAAAUAUACAAAAACCAGUCUCUCAAAUAUCUAAUCCUAUCAAUCAAUUCAUUUCCUAGUUGUCUAUUCUCAUACAUCCUGAUAAAAAUGCUGACGAUCGAGACCGUGCACAGAAUGCAUUUGAUGGUAAGAAUGGGCAAUUCCAGCUAUAUACUAAAUUUUUAUCUGGGCAAGAAGAACAAAAUCCAUUACCACAGCUAGAUAGAGCAUGUUAAAAUUAGUAAAAUUGCAAAGUUUGGUUGUGAAAUGUUAUAAAAUGCGGAAAAUAUAGCACUACGAAAUUUGCAAAUUUUGUAUUAAUUUGUAUUACGCACAGGAAUUUGCACCACUUUCAGCCCAAAUGUGGUGCAUUUUCCCGUGUGUAAUACAAUUUAAUACAAAAUUUUAACAUGCUCUUUCUAGCUGUGUUGAUGGAUUUUGUUCUUUUUGCCUAGAUCAAAAUUUAGUAUAUAGCUAGAAUCAUCCAUUCCAACCGUGGAAUAUUAUCUAUAAAAAUCCAUUUAAUUAAAAUUAUGUUGUGUUUCUUUGACAAUUUUUUUCAUUUGCAGAGCUAAAUAAAGCAUACAAGCUUGUUAACGAUGAAAAAGAAGUUGUUAAAGUGAAGGAAAUGAUUAACGAAGGAAAAGCUCUGGCAGAACAAAAGGUUUGAUCGAGAAUCAUUUGUAGUCCCUAAGCUUUCUUCCUUACAACUCUUGACCAAAAUAAGCAUUAUUCCCAUGACUCUUCUUACAAAGUCUUUUCUGGACUGCUAUUUAUUUGGUUAUUGGGUAGUUCCAGUAAAGAUCCACCCUGCCCGCAUGGAGGAAAUUUCUGCUGCCCUGAGGGGGAGGGGAGAAAAAUUUGUUUCUGAUAAUAGUAAGUGUAUUAGAACAUCCGAAGGGGGUAGGUGGUUGACUUCCAAUUACCUCUGUGGGGCAGGUAUGGAUGAUUUCUGGAAUGACCAGCUAGAACAAAAUUGUGAAAAUAGUUUGAUUCCUGUUUGUCUUCUUGUAGUUAUCUGAGAAGAGGAAGCAAGCAAGAAAAGAAGGGAAAAUGACAAUUGAAGAAGACGACCCAGACGUGGUUAGUAUCUGAGUGACCGCCCAUCUAAUGAUGAGAAUUAAUUUCCUGAGGCCAUCACUACUACAGUCGUAAGGCUGUUGAGUUUUGGAAGUACUAUUUAAAACAUGAACAGCAGUGUUUUAUCAGAUAUAAAGAUACAAGGCGAAGCCGAGUAUCUUUAGGUCUGAUAAAACAUGCACUGCUAAUGUUUUAAAUUGCUUCAAAAAUGAUCGAUGAAAUUUGUUAGCGAAGUAAUUUUCAAAAAAUAUGUUAUGUAAGUCGAGAAAAUCAAAGUUAAAGUUUAUGUUAAUCAAGGGAAAUCUCUAUCACAUAUAAAGAUACAACUCUAUCACAUAUAGAGAAGUCUCUAUCACAUAUAAAGAUAUAUUUUUCUUUGUGUUUUCCUCAUGAAUUAUUAAUGAUUUUUUAACCUUAUUUAAUUUUUCCUAGUAUACAAAAUAUGUGAGGACAACAACAAUUAAAUUAUUUGCUGAUUAUGAAUUGAGAAGGAAACACUUAGAGAAAAGAGACACAAUGGAAAGGUGGGUUAUAUCUUUUAGAUGACUCAUUGUAUACAACUUCAGUAUUUCAUAAUAUCAACCCUCAGAAUGUUGAGAAUCACACCUAAGAUUGUAGGAAUUUGCAUUCCUGAACUGCUAAAUUUCCCUUUCUCCCUCUUCUACAGGAUUUCCACAUGCAUAUUAUCCCUAAUUUAGGUGGCCAAAAAACCUCCUUGCAUGCUGGUAAGGAAAGACAAGAGUAAUUAGAGUUCAUUAGGCACAGUUCAGCCUUUUGAAUGAUGGUUUUUAAGGAGCAUUACAACCUUUUUAAUUGAAAAAACUAACUAGGAAAAUCUAUUAAGCAUAAUUCAAGAUCAGUGAACUCAAUGUUUUUUAACAUUUUGUAACAUUUUUAAUGUUAAAAACAUUGAGUUUACUGAUCUUGAAUUAUGCUUAAUUUGAUUUUCCUAGUUAGUUUUUUCAAUUAAAAGGGUUGUAAUGCUCCUUAAAAACCAUCAUUCAAAAGGCUGAACUGUGCAUUUAAGUUCAGUUUCUUGAAAUCCAAUAUGAUUUUUCAGAAAACGACAAAGAGAACAAGAAAUCAAGCAAGAAGAGAGUGUCAAGAAAAAGAAGGAAUGGGAUAAGAAAUGGGAGGUACGUAAAAAUUGAAAAUUCCUUUUGUUGUAGUCCUCAUUACCACCAUGAAUAGCUGCAAAAGUUUAAUACAAAGACACAACAGAAUUCAUUUCUUUUGUUCCCUCUGCUCAUCCUCACAGUUUUUUCAGAGACCACCAAGCUGGGGAUUCAACCAUACCUGCCCCCCCUUUCUGCCAUGCCCCCUCCCCUCCCCUUGACAUAUUAGGUUGAAAUAAUGUAACCUGACCUCAAUAGGCUUUGUUCACUCGCGUGGCCACUUCCAAACGCACUUUGCAGUCACUGUGAAUCAAAGCUUCACUGCAUUUUCUGCUCUUGUGUAUAAAAAGAAAGGUAUAGCGCAUGUGAAGCAUGUUGUCCCUUGAGUGCAUAAAUAGCAUCGCAAAAAUCUUCAAUGACGAUGGUUUUUGUUAAUUAAAUAAAAUUGAAAUAUGGCGAUGCACAUGCAGGUCACGAAAAUGUUUUCCUAAUCGUUUGAAUGAACUUUACACUAUUACUGGAAUCAAACCUAAGCUAAUUCAACUUUGAAAUAUUUUGGAUGUUUAUCAAAGCCGUGAUAAGAGCUUUGUUAAACGAAUGAUCCCGGGACUAGCCCGGCUCCAUAAUGGAACAGCCCGUAACUCUUCUCAUCGCUAUGUGCAGGACAGUCGUCAAGAUCGUGUGAACAGUUGGAGAGAUUUUAAACAAGGCAAAAAGAAGCCGAAAAAAACUGGAGGAAAGCUGCUUAAACCUCCUAAACUUAAUCCAGAAAAGAGAACGUAACUUUUAGAUUACUGCUUAUUGAGAAAUGAUUCUCGGUCAGUAAACGAGAAAAACGGCUUCAUAUUUCGCAAAUUUUCUUCCACUCGAGCGGGCUCGUAUAUUCAGCGGACAUUUCGCACAAAAACCGGGACCAUUCUAUUGUAUCAGCACAAUGUGAAACGCAAAGCUUUCAAUUUUUCACCGGAAUUCCGCUGGAAAAUGCGCCUGCUGUACUGGGAGGAAGUAUGUGAUAUGAUGAUAGCUACAGUAUACUUGUUAUAACAUAUCCGUGCUGUCUGAUUAUGUGAUGACGUUUUUCACAGUGCAUGUUGCAACUGAACGUAUUCUUGCUUGAGGUGGAUUUUUACAAGAACAUUGUAAAAAUAUUCAUACAAAACUGUGUGGUACAAAUGAAAUGUUUAUUAUGUGAAAUAGUCUUACCCUGAAAAUAAUUGCUAAAUCUCUUGUUAAGGCCCGAUUCCACGAGGCGGAAUUUUUCGACCGAAAAGAAAUUUCUCUUUGUCUUUUUACAAUUAGUUCUGCUCGAGAGCUCAUGAAACAAAGGGAAAUUUCGAUUCGGUCGAAAAAUUUCGCCUAGUGGAAAACCGCCUUUAAGACUGACCAUAUUGUACUGUAUAUAGAAACUAUUGGUUUAUGCUAAAUGAAAACUUUUCUUAAACCUUGAAAUAUAAUUGUGGU